UAGAUCUACUACAGUAAACUUGACUCCUGACUUGAGAAACGCUUGUUCGAUCGGCUGGUGAGUUCCUUUUUGCAUUUCCACAACCUCCUCGCCGGAUCUACCGUGGGGUUGUUGCUCAGCACGCAACUGAGUCUUGAGACGGCGUGUGCGUGCUAUAAGGUUAGUUGGAAGGGGUGAUUCCUGGAUAAUCCAAGACUCGUGUAGCGUGUCCGCAGGCGGUUACAUCGCGCUUCAUUUCUCGCAACAUUUGUCUCGUCGAGUGGUGGACCUGCGGGCCGCACAAUCGUAGUACUUGGAAUUAUCAGCGACACGUUCCUUCAGUCAAGGUUCGCGGCUCGUGAGGGACGCACCUAGUUUCCAGCGCCUUGGCUAGAUAACAAUCUUCCUGAGCGACCCCGGAAAAGAAGGUAUAAAGAGUCUGCUGUUGCAGCGAAGAUAGCCAGAUCAGAAAAUUCCUCUGCACAAUGACCGGGAUGAAUGCUUUCUGGUGAAAACUGCUUGCGUUUCAUCAACUGCCACCGUCAUGUCUUCUUCGAGCAAAGAGGACAGUAGCGAAGCGGCCCAGGCGAGCAACGCGGGUGCCGAGUUCCUUGCCUUGGUGAAAUGUGGAGAUGAGCAUGCAGUGACUGCGGAGCUCGGCAAACAUGGCACGAAGCUGUUCGACAUGGCCGACAAGAAUGGCCGUAGCUGUGUACAUAUAGCAGCUCGGGAAGGUCAUAUUCGUCUGGUGGAGAUCAUGACAUGGAAUCAUUAUGACCUCAACACGCCAUCUAAGGUGACGGGCCAGGCUGCUGUACAUGAGGCUGUCUGCGGUGGACAAGUACGCAUGCUACACUUUCUGCUAGCCAUGGGUGCCGAUGCUCAGCAAGGUGAUAAGGAUGGUUUAUUACCACUGCACAUAGCGGCAAGAGAAGGCCAUGACCCAUGCAUAUCGGUACUACUAGCCGUCGGCUCAGACGUCAACACAGUCACAGUGUCAGGAUACACUCCGGCACAUUAUGCUGCGGCCAAGGGACGGAUGGACACACUACAACUACUGCAAAAGUCUGGUGCCAACCUAACUGCCAAGGCUAAGGAUGGGUAUUUACCAGUAGAGUUUGCAAAGGCUAACAAACAGUCAGAGUGUGCCGAAUACCUGGACAAGAUGAAACUGGAUGACGGCAACCUUCCCGACAUCGAGUCCCGAGAAGCGCUGUCAGCUCGGGUGAAGGCGGCGGAGGAUAAAGUGGACUCAGUGAAAGAGAAGAGCAAGGUGCUGCUGCAGUCCAAACAUGAAGAAUGGAUGCAACAUGUGAGAAAUAUCAAGACACAACAGAAAAAGCGCACUGAAGCACUGCGACAAGACCUAGCUGAUCAGAUAGAGGAGUUCAAAAGCAGGAAUGCCACCGAGAUGACCGACUUGAAACAUGCGCUAGAAGAAAGACAGCGGCUUCUUGCUGACAUGGACACUGUUCGACAACAGUGUCAUUGCAACCUGCAAUGGCCGCAGCAGGAGCAUACAGCACGGGUGGAUCACCAUGGUCGACUGCCAAACGUCGACGAAAACCUGCCGUCGCCCACUCAGACACAGCGAGGCAGGAUAGGCAGCGUAGGUCGGCAGCAACGCGUGGACAGUGCCGCGCUGUCUACGGAGAAACAAUCGAAGAAGACCAGCAAGCGUUCACCUCGUCCAACGUACUCCGUUGACGAUGACGGAAUGGCUCCACCACAGUUCUCCCGCGGCACCGGCGGUGGGGGAAGAAGUAACCCGGAUGAACGGCUGACAGUGCCGGAUAUUCUGCCCAUACUAAGCCUGAACGGGUCGGAGAAGGUCGGCCUCGCCUCGUCCUCGCUUGUCAACAUGCAUGCACCGCCCUCGCCCGGUAUCCUACGCUCGCCCCGCAUUUCGCGCAGCUCUCAUUCGGCAACACAACGAGUGGACACACCGGCACCACCAGGGCCCGGCGGACACUCAACGCCCACGCUGGUACGCAGCCAGCUUUCCGUCGACUCGCCAAACUCGAUGAGAAGUCCGUCGCUCAGCGAUCUACACGAGCAGUCGCUACGCAGCAACGAGAGCAUGCACACGCAGAAGAAGCUACUGGAGAUGGACGUACGCAAGCCGAGCCCGCACCCGUCUCGCCGCUCGCCAUUGGUGGAUUCCACCGUGCCAGUCAGCGCUCAAGGAAAAAACACCAUAUCACCUCAGAUGAACGCCCCCAACCGGGGCCUGUCACCGGGCAGCUUGCCACACAUGUCUGAUCACCUAUCCUGAGCAAAAUGCACAGGAGAGAAAACACAGCCAGUUCUUCACAUACCAGCAGCACGUUGCCACUCAACACACACACACACACACACACACACACACACACACACACACACACACACACACACACACACACACACAUUGAUCGCAGGCCACCACCAUACGCAUGACCGGUGUAUAUAAGAGCUGUUGUAAUGAAAGUAUCCUAUAAUAUUAUGACAUCGCUUUAAAAUACAGUGAUACAAGUGUUGCGAAAAGGAGUGUUGACCACUGGAAAGUAACAAGGCUUCAGUUUGAGAGUUAGUGUGUAGAACUUGUUCACUAGUUACUGAUUUAUAGCACUAACUUGUUCUGUUUUCACAAUACACUCAUUGUUGGUCCCGGUGAUAUCCUCCGGUACCAAUGCAUACGACACUGAGCUCCAUGUUACACUCCUGGUCAGAGAAAUCCAGCCUCAUGAAUAUAAUAUCGCCGAGGGCUUAUGACCUAGCACCACACACACACACACACUACACGCACGCACACACACACACACACACACACACACACACACACACACACACACACACAGCACUCUGCUCACUUGAGCCCAGCGCUACCUAAGUCCUUAUUGAUGAGGUUGGAUUUCUCUGGCCAGAACUCUACAUUGAUAACUGCACUCAUAGAUCCGAUAUUAUAACUGCUUUACUAGUAUCCCCUAUAAUUAUGUGCUUUGAUCCACAGCGUGGCCAGGUGCCCUGCAUUCCAUGCUUUUGGUGCUUUCCCUUGAAACGUGCUGGCGAUGA
This is a messenger RNA of Sycon ciliatum, 3030 nucleotides long. RefSeq names its product ankyrin-1-like. The transcript has 9 exons. The record is from RefSeq and is a predicted model, not a curated record. Lineage: Eukaryota; Metazoa; Porifera; Calcarea; Leucosolenida; Sycettidae. The coding region runs from base 524 to 2254 and encodes 576 amino acids. Gene Ontology annotation, molecular function: protein binding.